AUGCCUUCCAGUAUCGCAGCGGCAGCGCCUGCUGUGGUCAGCUACGACUGGGGCACCUCGUCCGACCUCAAAGCGCUCUACACACAGACCUACACCAUCUUCACCUCCUUGCAGCGUAUCCACCAAGAAGCCCUUCUCACUGACCGAGCUGGUCGUGCAUCAACUUCCACAUCCGUCCUACCAUCGGCAGAGACGAUCCUAUACUACAACAGGAUAAGCGAGCACUAUGCGCGCGCCAUCCAAGACUACCUCGAGAGGAUACAGCUCGACGAUAACUUGGACGAGACGCAUUUCCAAAACUGGCGAGAUGCGCAGACCAUCCUUCGCCUCGCUGAAGUGCUCUACUACCCGAAAGACGGACGCGGUAUCAGUGUUGUUGGCGAGGAGCUUUUACAUUGGCUCAACUCGUUCGACGUGGCACCUACCACCGAGGAGGGUCAAGAGAUCGCCGAAGCAGCCGUGCCGCACGAGCACCCAUCCUACUGGGACUACGUUCUUCGCUGCGUUCUUCGUGGAUUCCACACCUCGGCAGCAUCCGUGCUCAAGUCGCUCGACUCGCACUCUUCUCCCGUCAUCCGUAGCGUAGCUCAGAAAGCUGCCAAGCUCCUCUCCACCCUGCCUCGCUCAACACACUUCUCCAUGGAGCAUGAAUUCGUAGCAGCUCAUCGUAGCUGGCUCGCCAGCGUACGCAAACUCAUCAGCGGUCUCGAGCAGCAGAUGGACGAGAUGGAGGCAGAAGCGGGGAACACCGAGGAGAUCGAAGACGAGAGGCUCGAGUACGAGGCUCAGUUCAGAUGUCUGCUCGAGCUCAUGGCCGGUGUCAAGGACCGCAUCUUUGAGGCUUGCGAAGACUGGCGAGAGGCGCUCGGUGCUUGGGGCACGCUGGUACACCCAACCCUCAAACGUGACGACGUUCCGACCACCGCCGCCAUCAUCCUCGAACAAUUUCCCAUCGACGGCACCAUUCCGAGCGAGCUUGUGCAGCAAUACCUCAUCAAAGGCGAAGUGCGUCAGGCGGUGCAAAAGGCGCAGGACGUCGACAUUUGGCUGGGAGCUCAUCUGGGCGAUCUUGCCGACAAGGUCGGUCUUCUCGAGGAUGACGAGCAGAGAGAAUCCAGCGACCUUCGCCAGGAUCUGUUGCUGAAGUACGCUCAGAGUCUGUUGGACGAGCAAGGCUUGUGGAGGAUCAGCAUCGACUAUCUGGCGGCGUGUGGGGUAGCGGGAAGGAAGAAGAUGUCGCACAUCGUCUUGUCUGUUCCAUUGGACGGGCCUGAUCCCAACGAGGGCUCGGAUGAACUUAACGACGCGAUGGAGGAGGACGCCGACGCAGGAGACGGUGGAGCAAGCAGAAAGGCGACGGGUGUGGCGAGGGCAGAGCAGGUUCUGCGUGCAUGCUCUGAUCAUGGUCUCGAGUUGGAAGCUCGCGUCGUGUGUCGUCGAAUGUCGCGAAAGCUGAUGGAGCAAGGCGAAUACGGUAUCGCCAUCGCCUACUGCGUCAGAGCAUCGGACACGGUUCUCAUCCGCACCAUCUGCGAUACCAUCUUGGGAGAGUACGUCACACGAGGCGCCGAGGCCUUCAACCGAAUUGUCGACUCUUUCCCAUCCUCGCUCGUCACUCCAGCGGAUGGUCUGGAUCUCGACGGUGACGACCUCGACGACGAACAAAACGUGGUGCUCGACAAGCACGCCCGAGGCUUCUUUUCGAAGCGACUUGCGUUCCUGGCACGCUUCCGCGACUUUCACCGGCUCUACGCCGAUGGACAGUGGGCUGCAGCUGCAGGCUUGCUCGUCGAGCUCGUCACCACCGAGGCUGCACCGGAGCGCUUCCUUGCGGUUCUGCUGAUGGAUGCGAUUCCGCUGCUCGAGGACGGUCAGGCCACCUGGUUCGACCGCUCCCAGACCUUUGAGUUGAUUCGCAUCGUCGAGCGCAUCACCAACGCUGUUUCCAUGCAUCCCGACAUGUCGGAACACUUUCUGGGCUACCUCAACCAGCUGCUGGGCGUCGAAUCGUCUCAGCAACAGUCAAAGACGUCAGCGGGACCGAAUAAGCAGCGAACGCAAUCGUCGAUCAAAGCAUCUGACAAGCUGGAUGCAGUCAGACUCUCACUUGCACGCAACCUGGCACGUGUUGGCGUGAUGCAGGUUGGUAUCGCUUGA
Messenger RNA from Pseudozyma hubeiensis SY62, 2157 nucleotides. Its product is annotated as likely nucleoporin. Gene Ontology annotation, molecular function: structural constituent of nuclear pore. The record is from RefSeq and is a predicted model, not a curated record. The coding region runs from base 1 to 2157 and encodes 718 amino acids. The transcript has a single exon. Lineage: Eukaryota; Fungi; Basidiomycota; Ustilaginomycetes; Ustilaginales; Ustilaginaceae. Gene Ontology annotation, biological process: mRNA export from nucleus; positive regulation of DNA-templated transcription; protein import into nucleus. Gene Ontology annotation, cellular component: nuclear pore outer ring.